GACUCACCUAAGUGAGCCCUACAUCGCGGGCAUGUUGCCACGGUCCACGAAAAUCCCGGGAACCAAGAGAAGUGCUUCUCCGCCGGCCACCGUUUGUCCACGUCCGCUCUGCGGAAGGUGACCACCUCGAAUUGAAGACCUUGUGGGUUCUCAAACAUCUGAACGUGCACCCUCCGGCCGCCCGGCAACGUGUCAUUACGGCCGGCCAGCGCCAUGCGGCUGUGCACGGUGGGGAUGGUGUCCGCGCCGGAGGCCAGCUCGUGUCCGCACGCACGGCACAGAAUCAGCGUGUCGGUGCUGGUUGUCUUCCCUGCCGCAUUGGCAGCACACGCCGCAGUGGGUCGGUAAAGGGCGGACAUAAGUAGAAACAAACACGAGAUUUUUUCCAUUUUUUAUGUAUAGUCUUGAAACGCGGAGGCCUCAGUGCGUCAUAGACAUUCGCGCAUGGAUACUCUCAACGCCAACGAGCUAGCACUAGCCGUUAGCACCUUUUGUUUUUAGCAUUGAGAACAACAGUCAUUCCAAAGCAUGUCACCAACCGCAAAAAAAAAUGAGCUUGUCAAAAUCAAACGGUGUAUUUGAACACUGCGUGUUGUACACCCUUAAAAACACAUCCACCGAUUAACGAUGGGACUUGUAUGUCAGUCAGGGAUCUUUUCUCUAUUUUUUAAUGCGAGGUCAUACCCGGAAGUGCGACACCGUUGCCCUCUUUUUCCGUUUAACCCUUCAUUUCCCUUUUGUGAACUGCAUAUGUGAAAGAUGACAUAAUUUGGUACACAACUUCCGGAAAAGCAAGCGCGCUUUAUUUGAACCGACUUUUAACAAAAAACAGCAAUCUACUAUUUGAUAAAAUGGCAGAAAGCACAACUCGUCUUAAGUUUGGUUUUCUUCUGGCUGCGUCUUAAAACCUUAUCUUCCCUUGAGUGUAGGAGUCACUACGGGCAACGCUGGUUAAAAUGCAAUUCCGCCAAUCACAGAGCCCGGCUCUUGAAAUUGACCAAUCAGAGUGCGCUUGUGUUAUUCCGUACCACCAGUCAAGCAACAUUUGUCGUUCCAAACACCCGUUCAUUUCGAUGGAGGAGUUUGUUCCUACUUUUACGCUUGACAAUAUGUCUUAACUAGUCGAAUAUUGAUGGGGGUUUUUAAAAUUUGGGUAAAAAAAUCAACUGAAAGUUUUUUUGUUUUUUUUGUGUUAAACUCGUAAUGAGCUUGAGCUGGACACUGCAACAGAAUGAGAACGAGACAUUCUCCUCCUCCUGUUCACGUCCACGUAGUGGAAAGCACGCCAGUGCAUGUUCACAUGAGAAGGAGCCCCAGCAGGACCCCGCAAGAGAGAGGCAGAGAUGCUCAGACGAGAGGGGAUCGUGGGAGAUCCACAGCACGAGCCCCUUGGAUCCCUCCUGGUAUCUCGUCCUGCAGACGAGAUCAGAAAACCCGAGUGCAGUCAGAGAAUGUCCGGCGGGAAAGUGACAACCAGGACGAUGACACCGCAACGCUGAGGAAGAACCUGAGUCUUCUACUCAAAGAGCAAGAAAACAGACAGUGUUCAAAUAAAACGUCCUCAGAGACGGAGCUCUUGCUGCGGUCACUGGUGGAGGCGGAGGUGGAUAGUGUGGCAGUGGCCAACCAACUGACCUCCUUCAAAGAAACCCUGGACAGUCUGGCUAAGGACAAGCGUCCGUCCAAGCUUCAGGCGUCUGCACUCACAAGGCAGCGGCAUCUAUUGGUGGAGAAGAUGGAGAUCUUUGACAACACCAACCACAGCCUCAGGGACCUCCUCAGAGACUGGAGUCAUCAGCAGAGGGAAGCAGAUAAACACGCUGAGGAAAAUGAAGCAAUCAAGAUGAGGCUGGCUGAUGUUGAGGCUGAGAACAUUAGACUUGUGUCUGAAUUGUCCGACAAAGAGAAAGAAGCCUCCCAGCUCGCACAGUCUUUGGACUUUGAGAAGGACCACGCUAAGACCACGGACGAGCUGUCCAGGAUCCUGGCAUCCACUCGAGACCAUUUGGAGUCUCAGCUCAGUCGAGUACAAGCGGAAAAAGUCACAAUGGCCGCUCAGCUGCAGCGCUUGCAGCAAGCCUAUGAGAAGCGGCGGGAAAACGACGACGAGGCAGCCUUGGCGUUACUUACUCAGCAUGCCGAGCGGGCUGAGGAGGCAUCCAGGCAGAUGGGAGCCAAGCUGCAGGAGAAGGAGUCCCAGCUGUCCCAGGCGUUGUCAACAUGUAGCGAACUGCGUCUGCGCAUCUCCAAGGAAGCCACGGCCAGAAGUCAGCUUGAGGACAACAUCGCAGCGCUUAAAUUACAGGUUGGCGAGUGGAACGCUCAACAUCAUGUGGCGGAAGAACGAAGUCGAGCUGAGAGGGAGGAGCUCCGAGACCAGCUCCACCGUUUGAGUGCUCAGAACACUGCUGUGGAACUGGACAAGCAGUCUCUGCAUGCUCAGGUGACGUCCAGUGAGGAGAAGCUGCGAGUUGUUCAGGAGGAAAUGCGGCAGCUCAGGACGUCGUACAAAAAACAGGAAGCCAUGGUGGAUAAAUACAAGAGGAAGGCUCAGCAGGCAGAACUCCAGUGUGAGGAGCAGCGUCUGAAGCUGAAUGAGUCCCAGCUGGAGGUCCGAGAGACUGUGGCAGCGAGGGAACGGGAACAGGAGCAUCUUAGGAAGGAGCUGGUGCGUCUCCGCCAGUUGGAGACACUUCCUGAGCGCCUGCGCAGGAGCGAGCAGCAGCUGGCGCAGGUGCAGCAGGAAGCUGAUGCCCACCAGAGAAGGAAUCUGGAACAUCAUGCUGCCCUAGCUGAAGUUAGACACAAGGUGGAACAACAAGGCUCUCAGCUCGAGGCAUCCCAGCGUAGGAACAUGCUGCUACAGGAGGAGAAUAAUGUCCUCAAAGAGAAAAUACACAACCUGGAAAGAAAGCUGGAGUCCAUGCAAGUGGAGAACAAGGAGAUGUGCUCAGCACUCACUCUGAAGGAGGUCAGCGUGCUCAGCGCCGAGCAGCAGCUGGACCAGAAGAGCCGCGAGAACGCCGUACUGGCCCAGCAGCUGCAGCAAACCCUAGACGAUGCUCAGCGGCAGGCACGACACAGCGUAGAGAGAGUCCUGGACAAAGAGCGCAGGUCACAGUCCAAAGCGCUGGACUUGCAGGAACAGCUGAGCCGGGCUGAGUCUCAGCUCUGUCAGCUGCAACGCAGUAAGGACGAGAUGGAGCGGCGCUUCCAGAACCAACUGAAAAACCUGAAGGAGCGUCUAGAUCAGUCGGACCAGACCAACCGCAGCCUGCAGAAUUAUGUCCGCUUUCUCAAGACCUCAUACGGGAAUGUCUUUAGCGAACCUUUGAUUCCCAACUAAUGUUCAAAUUUUUUCUUUCCUGUUACAAAUAAAUAUGUUCAUGUGCCACUUUAUUUUGAUAUUAUUUCACAUUUGUAGUUAAUACACAAAAACUGAGUCACUGGACUAAUCUGAGGUGUUUGAUUUUUUG
Molecule: messenger RNA, 3476 nt
Organism: Corythoichthys intestinalis (scribbled pipefish)
Lineage: Eukaryota; Metazoa; Chordata; Actinopteri; Syngnathiformes; Syngnathidae
Product: outer dense fiber protein 2-like
Exons: 16
Coding region: 1232-3346 (704 amino acids)
Biological process (GO): regulation of cilium assembly
Cellular component (GO): centrosome
Source: RefSeq, a predicted model, not a curated record